CCCAACAGAGGCACCAAGCGGACCCGGGACGACGAGGAGGAGGAGCUGAAGGGGCGGCCCAAGCCAGCCGGGUCCCGGGAGCGUGGCCGUUUCCGGGAGGAAGACCCCCCGGCUGCCGAGGAGUCCGAAGAGGAGAAGAAGAAGCUGCACCACGUCUUUGAAAAAGGCGAGGAGGAGGAGGAGGAGGAGGAACCUCUGGAUGAAAGCUCCGUGAAGAAGAUGAUCCUCACCUUUGAGAAAAGAUCUUACAAGAACCAGGAACUCCGGAUCAAAUUCCCAGACAAUCCAGAGAAAUUCAUGGAAUCCGAGCUGGAUCUCAACGACAUCAUUCAAGAGAUGCACGUCGUCGCCACCAUGCCGGACCUCUACCAUCUCCUGGUGGAACUCAACGCCGUCCAUUCCCUCCUUGGGCUGCUGGGGCACGACAACACCGAUGUCGCCAUUGCGGUGGUGGACCUUCUGCAGGAGCUGACAGAUAUCGACACCCUGCAUGAAAGUGAGGAAGGAGCCGAGGUCCUCAUAGACGCCUUGGUGGAAGGGCAGGUGGUGGCCUUGUUGGUGCAGAAUCUCGAGCGGCUGGAUGAAGGCGUCAAGGAAGAGUCGGACGGCGUUCACAAUACGCUGGCUAUCAUUGAGAACAUGGCGGAGUUUCGGCCAGAGAUGUGUGUGGAUGCUGCUCAGCAAGGUCUGAUGCAGUGGCUCCUCAAGAGAUUGAAGGCUAAGAUGCCUUUUGAUGCCAACAAGCUCUACUGCAGCGAGGUGCUGGCCAUCCUCCUCCAGAACACGGACGACAACCGGGAGAUGCUGGGAGAGCUGGAUGGGAUUGAUGUGCUGCUUCAGCAAUUGUCGGUCUUCAAGCGGCACAACCCGGGUCCGGCGGAGGAGCAGGAGAUGAUGGAGAACCUCUUUGACUCCCUCUGCUCUUCGCUGAUGCUGAGCUCCAACCGGGAGCGCUUCCUGAAGGGGGAGGGGCUGCAGCUGAUGAACCUCAUGCUCAGAGAGAAGAAGAUCUCCAGGAGCAGCGCCCUGAAGGUCCUGGACCACGCCAUGAUCGGGCCGGAGGGGGCCGACAACUGCCACAAGUUCGUGGACAUCCUGGGCCUUCGCACCAUCUUCCCGCUCUUCAUGAAGUCCCCCAAGAAAGCCAAGAAGGUGGGCACCUCCGAGAAGGAGCACGAAG
Messenger RNA from Protobothrops mucrosquamatus (brown spotted pit viper), 1180 nucleotides. It is a transcript of the gene CTNNBL1, whose product is annotated as catenin beta like 1. Gene Ontology annotation, cellular component: spliceosomal complex. The transcript has 10 exons. The annotation marks the transcript as partial. The record is from RefSeq and is a predicted model, not a curated record. NCBI's taxonomy places the organism in Eukaryota, Metazoa, Chordata, Lepidosauria, Squamata, Viperidae.